CUUAGUAGGCUCAUCACCCACCAUAGUCUUUUAUACCUCCCACCAACAACAAACUUGAUCAUCCUUUUUUCCCUCGCACACACACUCUGGCCGCCCGAUCUGAUUUCUUCUUCAACACGCUCGUAGCUCGCCGCUCUACGUCUCGCCGGCCAAACGCGCAUAACGCGAUCAUCACCCCCACUUGCCCAACUUGACAUCAACGACCAUCGUGCUAAGAUUCCAUCCAGACUAAUUCAAAAUGUCCAACGAGAACGAAAACGGAACUCCUGGCGAGCAGGCACCCGCCAACUCGGAGCACCUCAACAUCAAGGUCACCGACAACAACAACGAGGUCUUCUUCAAGAUCAAGCGCACUACAAAGCUUGAGAAGCUUAUGGGCGCUUUUUGCGAGCGCCAGGGAAAGGCGACCAGCUCCGUGCGAUUUCUUUUCGACGGCACGCGAGUCCAACCCACCGAUACACCCGAUGCGCUCGAGAUGCAGGAUGGCGAUACCCUCGAGGUCCAUCAGGAGCAGGUGGGCGGAUCUGCACAGUAAUAGAGAGGGGAAAUUUCGAGGAAGAAUUACCAGGAAGAAGAUCCCAAAAGAGAUGAACACACACGAAUGAUGUUGAACUGGAUUUCGAUUAAACCUGGUUGUACUUUUGGCUUUGCGUACAUCAGACGAGAGGAAGACUGAAACAACAAGUCGACGAAUGAUUUACGACAGACAAAACACUACCCAAUCAACCCAAUCAACCCAGUAUCCCUCCAUUCCUGC
Fusarium oxysporum Fo47 is the source of this 757-nucleotide messenger RNA. RefSeq names its product SUMO family protein SMT3. The transcript is spliced from 3 exons. Gene Ontology annotation, cellular component: nucleus; septin ring. Gene Ontology annotation, biological process: protein sumoylation. The coding region runs from base 239 to 535 and encodes 98 amino acids. Gene Ontology annotation, molecular function: ubiquitin-like protein ligase binding; protein tag activity. The record is from RefSeq and is a predicted model, not a curated record. Lineage: Eukaryota; Fungi; Ascomycota; Sordariomycetes; Hypocreales; Nectriaceae.